Messenger RNA from Nanorana parkeri, 747 nucleotides. Its product is annotated as PDZ domain-containing protein 8-like. Gene Ontology annotation, cellular component: mitochondria-associated endoplasmic reticulum membrane contact site. Gene Ontology annotation, molecular function: lipid binding. NCBI's taxonomy places the organism in Eukaryota, Metazoa, Chordata, Amphibia, Anura, Dicroglossidae. The transcript has 2 exons. The annotation marks the transcript as partial. Gene Ontology annotation, biological process: mitochondrial calcium ion homeostasis. The record is from RefSeq and is a predicted model, not a curated record.
GCUCCUCCCCAGGCGCACAGUGUGGGCGGGGCCGCAGUGUCUGGCCGGGAUGGUGCUGGCUCUGGUGUUGGCCGCUCUGGCCGGCUGUCUGCUGACGGUUCUGCUGUCAAUGUACCGGCGGCCGGCCUGGGCACCUCCCCCAUCCUCCGGGCUCCCCCAGAGGGAUGAUGUGGCUGGCCGGGCCGGGGCAGAGAGCUGCCACUUCCUGAAUGCAAUCUUCCUCUUCCUGUUCCGGGAGCUCCGGGAUACGGCUGAGCUGCGCCGCUGGAUGCUCCGCAAGAUCCGGGUGGAGCUGGAAGAGCUGCUGCUGUCCCGUACGGCUGGACGCCUCCUGGAGGGGCUGAGCGUCCGCGAACUGAGCCUGGGGGAGGCGGUGCCUGAGGUGAGUGGGAUCCGCCUACUCUCGCCAGGACCCUCCCCUGCGGAGCCCCUCCCCCCAGAACUAAGCUUUGAACUUGAGCUGGACUAUUCCGGCGGUUUCCGAUUGGCCAUCGACGUGGAGCUGCUAUUUGGGAAAUCCGCCUUCCUGGCCGUCCGCCUGGCACGUCUGCAGGGCCGAGUCCGCCUGGUGCUCAGCCGCCUGCCCUUCAGCCAUUGGUCGGUCUGCUUCCUGGAGGAGCCGCUCAUCGACUUCCAGGUGCACAGCCAGUUCGAGGGUCGGCCCAUGCCGCAGCUGACCUCCAUCAUCGUCACCCAACUGAAGAGGGUGAUCCGCAAGAAGCAUACCUUCCCCAACUACAAGAUCAG